AUGGCACAAAAACCGUCCGAAAGCAUCCAGUGCACGGACAGGCUGAGCUCCUCGACUGUUAACCACGUAAUAAUAGAGUUCGUGAUGUACUGCGGGAGAGCGGUGUUCAUCUGCUACCCUGUGUAUCUGCUAGGCUAUCUGGGCAUCAACAUCAGCUGGGUGUUGCUGUGCGUGUUUAUGCUCACCUACUGGAAGAAAAAUCGCCAAUGGAAAGUCGCGCGGAUCACAUCAGCCAUCGACUUAGUGGACAAUGAAAAACGCGCGAUCAAAACCGAGCUGAGAAGUGCCUUACCGAUGGCAUCCUGGGUGCAAUUCUCUGAUGUAGAGAAGGUUCACUGGCUUAACAAGGUGUUGAAGCAGGCGUGGCCUUUUUUUGGGACGUACAUGGAGAAGCUACUUAGAGAAAACAUCCAGCAGUCCAUCAGGCUCUCCAGUCCUUCACUGAAAACUUUUACUUUUACCAAAAUCCACUUUGGGCGCAUUGUGAGUGUCUUUGAUUUGUGCAGUUCUGAAAAAGAACUGGGUCUGUCACGGUCCUGUGGCUGCUACCCAGCAUUUUGCACUUUGAAGUUUUGUUUACUCCAGGGGAUGAUGAGAGUUAUUUUAGAGCCUCUCAUUGGUCAAACACCGCUGGUGGGAGGUGUAAAUUUUUUCUUCAUUCGCCGCCCUACAUUAAAAAUAAACUGGACUGGCAUGACAAACCUUUUGAGCAGCCCUGCCUUUAGUUCACUGUCAGAGGAGACCAUCAUGAACAUCAUUGCUUCUUUUAUAGUGUUGCCCAACCGCAUGUGUAUUCCCCUCAUAGACCAGGUCAAAAUGGACCAAAUGAGGUUUCCACUUCCUCGUGGGGUGGUGAGAGUCCACUUGCUGGAAGCCAGGGACCUGCUGGCUAUGGACACAUACGUGAUGGGUUUAGUGAAAGGCAAAUCAGACCCCUAUGCCACACUCAGAGUGGGCAACAUACACUUCAAAAGCAAGACUGUGAAAAAGAAUCUACAUCCAAGAUGGAAUGAAGUGUAUGAGUGGUUUCCUUUGGAGGAUGUGCCACACGGUGAAGUUCAUCUUAAGCUCCAGUGGUUUUCCCUUCAGACUGACACCAGCCUACUGCAGGAGUCCAAUGACAACUUUGCCUGUGCCAUACUUGCGGUGUAUCUGGACAAUGCCACAGAUCUACCUAACUCAGACCAACAGAGGCUCAGGAAAAACUCAAAAGAAGCGCGGAUCACAAAGAGAACAACCUUUCCCAACAGCUUUGUUGAAUUUUCCAUUGACAGAAAUGUUCAGAAAAGCAAGGUUGUGUAUGCUUCCAAAGACCCGGUGUGGGAGGAGGGCUUCACCUUCUUUGUGCAUGACGUCAACACGCAGCAGCUCUUUGUUCAGGUCAAAGAGCCUGAGAAGAAGAAUCACCUCGGUGUUCUCAACUUGCCCCUUAGUCGCCUCCUCAACAUCUCGGACCUGACUCUAGACCAGUACUUCCUGCUAGAGCACUCUGGAGCAAACAGCCAGAUCAAACUCAAGGCCACGCUCAGGAUUCUUAAUUUGGAAGAGCCUCCACCUAAGACUUUCAUCAAUCCUUCUUCAGAAGUCAAACAGCAACAGGCCAGAAAAACAGGGAAUACCUCAGUCUCCAGUCCCUCCGAUGCUCCAUCUUCCUCUCACACAGUUUCCUCCAACAAUACCCCUGGUCCCUCAACUCCGAACCAAGAGACAGCUUCACCAAAUCAAGGUUAUUUAGCUCAAGGCCGUGGCUCCUUCCGGGCAUCUAAGAAAAGGAAAUCAUCUGCGAAUGUGCGCCGGUUGACCUCUCACAGCCUGCUGUUACAGAACUCCAUCACUACAUCCAGAGCCAUUAGGAAUCAUCAGGGUUCAUUUGGAGAGAUUGAGCUAAAUGUACGCUAUGCAACCCUGAAACAUAAGCUUAUAGUCUUUAUAAUCAGAUGCAGGAACUUAUUGCCCUGCAGUGAGCACAGCACAGACUCUUACGUCCGCCUGUAUCUCCUCCCCCACCAAACCUGGAAGCAUCGUAAGAUGACGCAUGUCAAGAAGAGGAUGAUCAAUCCCGUCUUCAAUGAAAAGUUUGAGUUUGAUGUGUUACUUCAAGAAGCACAAGCCAAGAAGUUGGAUGUGUCUGUGAAAAACAACAGCAUUUUGGUCUCUCGAGAGAGAAAGGACAUAGGUUCGGUAAUAAUAGAUUUAUCAGAAAUGGAUCUAGUCAAAGGCGUCACAGCGUGGUAUGAUCUCACUCUGCCUGAGCUGAGGAACUCCAUGUAGGAAGUGGAACAGAGAAAUACUUCUGUGUGCUGCGAUCUCUGAUAUAAGAAGUCAGUCUGGUUUCCAGACAGUCCUACUGAAGAUCUCGGAAUAGAAUAAACCUGAGAGCAUUCUGGUUCUCUUGUUUCCACAUGUUUUCUGGAUAAUAAAACAAAAACCAGUGGUUGUUAAUAAUAUAAUUUCUAGGCAUUAGAAAAUAUUCGUUUCUCUACAGAAACAAGGCAGUGUCUGUAUUUUUAAUGUUUUAUCCGAGCCAAAGCUAUCUUUGUAAUUUUGUGUAAAUAGUUUUUACAGUUUUUAUGCAAUAUACUGAGGGGAAUAAAAGAAAUAAAAGAAAUGUGUAGAUGAGUCAAUACAGGGCAAAGAAUGUUUACACACUUUGAUAAACACUGAAAUGCACAAACUCAUACUUAAAAUAUUUUACAUGUCAGUUACCGAUAUAGGGAGAAGUACAGUAUGCAUUUUAAACCUAAAGACCUCAGACCAGCUACAUUAAUCUAUUUUAAAAACUCACUCAUAGCCUUUAUGAAUAGCUUCAGUUGUCAGUUGAAUAGUUCAUAGCUCAGUUGGUAUUUGGUAAAUUGGUUUCAACAGGCAUCAGAAUAUCAGAGUGACUCUAUUAUUAGACUGUCAAACAUUGAUGGUGGGAUGGUAAAGACUUUGUCUUGACUAAAAGUUUAAUGUUUUGUAUUAAUUAUUGAGCACAGAACCAGUUUCAGGUUGUUGUAUUUGAGUUGAUGUUUAAAGUGACUUUUAUUUUUACUAAUAUUUAUGGCAAAUAAACAUCAUCCAAUAAACA
Molecule: messenger RNA, 3070 nt
Organism: Neolamprologus brichardi
Lineage: Eukaryota; Metazoa; Chordata; Actinopteri; Cichliformes; Cichlidae
Source: RefSeq, a predicted model, not a curated record